Messenger RNA from Heterobasidion irregulare TC 32-1, 3301 nucleotides. RefSeq lists its product as uncharacterized. The transcript has 21 exons. Lineage: Eukaryota; Fungi; Basidiomycota; Agaricomycetes; Russulales; Bondarzewiaceae. Gene Ontology annotation, biological process: mRNA splicing, via spliceosome. Gene Ontology annotation, molecular function: RNA binding; zinc ion binding. Bases 23 to 1582 code for a protein of 519 amino acids. Gene Ontology annotation, cellular component: spliceosomal complex. The record is from RefSeq and is a predicted model, not a curated record.
CUUCGACAGCGGCAACGACAACAUGGACUCUAUCAUCGAAGUACAGCGCCAGAACCACGAAGAGAUUGAACGUUUCGAGAGGGCUCUUUAUACCAUUCUCUCUCGUCCACAGAAUGUCCACCAGACGCGUCUUCAAAAUGAACACAAGGCCGCACAAAUCCUCGACCGAAUCUCUUCGCGCGUCGUCACCUUGAACAAUCAUUAUCAGGACGAAGAUGUUCGGAAGGCAGAGAUUGAUGCCCUCUCUGCGCCAAACCGGCAAAAUGAUCUAUCAGAAUUUUACUCGAGGUUGGGUAAAAUUCAGGAGCACCACAACAAGUAUCCUGAUGCUGGUGCAGAUGGAUUCGAACUCGAGCUGGCCGCGUUUCUCGACGAAGUUUCUCCCGAAGAUAUGGAUGAAGACUAUGUCGAAGAAGAUCCGAUCGCCAUGCUGUUCUCCGGCGAGGAGACAUACGGAAAAUAUCUCGAUCUGUACACAAAUCAUACCACGUACAACAAUCUCAAAAGGAUCGACAAGCGGUUAGGAUAUCUUCAGUAUCUCGACGUUCUGAUGUUGGCUGAAUCUGGCCCUGUGCACCGCGAGCUCUCGAAGGAGACCAGAUUGACGAAGGACUACGAGUCGUAUAUUCACUCAUUGCACACUUACCUGACGUCUUUCAUGCGUCGGACGCAGCCGCUUGUAGAUACUGAAUCAGAUUUGAAAGAUACGGCGGCUGAGUUUGACAAAAAGUGGGAGGCGGGAGAGAUUGAGGGCUGGUCGGAAAUUAGUCCAAGAAAUGCUCAGGCUAAUGGAAAUGGUAGCUCAGAGGGCAUCUGGUGUACUGCGUGCCAGAAGAUGUACUCAAAGCAGACGGUCUAUGACGCUCACUUGUCUUCCAAGAAACACAUCAAGGCGACUGCCAAGCAAGCUACAAACGAACCGCCGCCCACCAAUCCUAACGGCCCUCCAUCUUCCUCGAUGCCACCCCCUUCUGCUACCAACCGGGAUAAGCACAUCAUUGCUGCCCGCUUAACAUACCUUACUACUUCUCUUCUCUCUCAACUCGUUCCCAUCCUCAACGACACAAAAUCGAACGUUGAGCGGCGCUUCUCACUGACUGCUCGUGAGCGCGAACAGGAGCUAUUGGAACAGUCACAACCGCAGCCUCCGGCAAACACCAACAAGGAUGGCGAACCAGUGGAAGAAGAGGAGGAAGAGGAGCGGAUAUACAACCCUCUGAAACUGCCAUUGGGCUGGGACGGCAAGCCCAUCCCGUAUUGGCUGUACAAGCUCCAUGGUCUCGGGGUUGAGUAUCGAUGUGAGAUCUGCUCAGACCACAUUUACAUGGGCAGGAAAAACUUUGAUCGACACUUCCAGGAAUCCAGACAUGCGUUCGGCAUGCGUGCUCUGGGACUGCCCAACACAAAACACUUCCACGAGAUCACGCGUAUCGAAGACGCUCUAUCUCUCGCGGAGAAAUUGAAACAAGAAGGGCGGCACGAGAUUUUUGAGCAGGAGACGAUGGAGGAGCUCGAAGACGAGGAGGGUAACGUGUACAAUCGCAAGACGUAUGAAGACUUGAAGAAGCAGGGACUUAUUUAGUGCUCUGUCGAAUCAUUUGUCUUGCGGAUCUUUAUCUAUGUUUCUUGUACGAUGGAUUGGCUGCCAUGGCUUGUCAGAUCAUAUGGUUGUUCAAUCAGCGAUUAUAGAGCUGUUCCAUCAGGUGAAUGCAAGUCUAAAGCUUCACAUAUCAGCUACCAGACUUUGAUCUAGGUGGGGGAGGAGGCGGUUUUCGUGCAGUGGUGUUAGAGGGCACUGGGAUCAUGGGAUUUGGCAACGAAAGGGCGUGGUUGAAUAACUCCUCGUCCGAGGACGACGGGGAUGCCGAAAGUGGCGAGUCGUACGGUGAUUCGUCAAAUGGAUUGUUGGACCCACUGUGACUCGCGACUGUGUCGGAAACGGGAACCACGCCAUUUGGAUGAUCUAGUGUAUCCCACCAUGCCUGAUCCUCGGAGCUAGGCAGGGGAAGUUCAUCGGUGCCGGCAGAAAACGAAAGCCCUGCUAGUUUCUCUUCUAGCAUUUCUCCAGGAGCCGUUGACGUGACAGUUUCCAAAAGGAGGCGAGAGAGGGCGGCACGUUUGGCGGUGUUGAUGACAUGCACCGUAGCCUUGAAAACAGCGUAUACAGGUCUGUGAUCAGACCCUCGGAGUUCUGCUCUAGAGUAGAUUGAUAGGUCUAGCCUCUCGCCCUUGAACAAGACCCGAUCGGUCCACGCAGGUAUGCGCAUCUUCUCACUUGUGUCAUAAUUGUCAGUGCCUACAUCGUAUUUGUAUGUGGGUUUGAACAGAAUAGGGCCUUCUUCAUAACCCCCAAAGGCUGAACGAUCAUCCAAGACUUGUUUAAGCUGAUCGGCCGCAAGUAGGAUGUCAAGCCUGCCUUGCUCUGCUAAAGAACGAGCCACAGUAUUCUCGAGAUCGACACGAUAAUUUGUGUCUGCUAACCAAAUGACAUUAUCGUGACUGUCAAUAUUUUUCCCUCGCAGGAAGUGCAGCUCGUUAACUAUAGUCCGGUAGUCGGCAUUUCGUUCCUCUACAUUAGAAUGGCCUGCGGCGAGAUGAGCAGUCAGGAAGCAGAAGCUUGUGUCAUGAUAUUCAAGACGGAUUCCGACAGCCCCUUUGUUUCCCGACAUCCCGCGAAGCCCUGUCUUGCGGGUGGUCGCCUCAACGCUGCGGAUUACAGCGGUCAGUUCUGCUUUAACAACAACAACCAAAGCUGUCCCAACAAGCUGGUCACUUCUCAGCAGAACAUAAUCGCAUUUCUUAUUGGGUCGCCGAUCGAGAGUAUCAAGAAUUCGUGCUUCCCACAUUCGCUUCUUUUCAGGGUCAGUUUGCACAAUCUGCUGUGCAGUCAAAGGGACGAUCUCUUGGAAGCCUAAUACAAACAUGUCUGGAUCGGGGACGUCUGUAUGAGGAAAUAGCCAUGGGAGUAAAGAUUCCGAUGGGGGUCUGCCAUUCAGAUUCCAGGUACCAACGAACACGGUGCACUGCUUCGUUGAAGAGUAUUCGGUAAGGCGUUGUUCCAAAGCAGCACGCACUGAGUCGUGGAUGGGAUCGAAGACAGUGACUUGCCUUUGAUGGCUGAGGUUACCCAGGAACAUAUCUAUGGCCACCUGUUUCCCCUUAUCUUGGAAGUUAUUGAUAUAUGCUCUGGACACACUCUUCGUGGCGUCCGACAAGACGCCCGCAAGAGUACGUUUCCCGCUACGUGUAAAGCUCGUGUUGAGCGCACCGGUACCGGCGUAUAUCCGGGAAAGUGCAUCGC